Molecule: messenger RNA, 2837 nt
Organism: Mugil cephalus (flathead mullet)
Lineage: Eukaryota; Metazoa; Chordata; Actinopteri; Mugiliformes; Mugilidae
Product: neurocalcin-delta B
Exons: 5
Coding region: 331-909 (192 amino acids)
Biological process (GO): calcium-mediated signaling
Cellular component (GO): cytosol
Molecular function (GO): tubulin binding; calcium ion binding; actin binding
Source: RefSeq, a predicted model, not a curated record
CGUUGACGUCACGCCGGGAGGCAGCAGGCUGAGCCGAGUCUGAGCAGGAGGAACAAACCUGGUGGAGUUUGGACUGCAAGCACCCGGCAAACUACAGCUCCUGCCUCGGCUCCUGCUCUAAACUUAUACCUCGUCCCCGAGAGGCUAAUGGACUAUUAAAGGAAACUUUUCAACAACCCUCCCCAGCGCAACUUCAAAAGCGAGGUGAGUUUACAGGUUGAAGAAGCGGUCCUUGCAACUUGAAACCUGCCCUCUUAUUCACACUGGUUGAGCACAGUCUAAAACGCCGCUGGCCUCUCAUCAACCACAGCCUCAACAGAAGCAGCUACCAUGGGCAAACAGAACAGCAAGCUCCGUCCCGACGUCAUGCAGGACCUGGUGGAGAACACGGACUUCACCGAGCAUGAGAUCACAGAGUGGUACAAGGGCUUCCUGAGGGACUGCCCCAGCGGCGCCCUCUCCAUGGAGGAGUUCAAGAAGAUCUACGCCAACUUCUUCCCGUACGGCGACGCCUCCAAGUUCGCCGAGCACGUCUUCCGCACGUUCGACGCCAACGGAGACGGCACCAUAGACUUCAGGGAGUUCAUCAUCGCCCUGAGCGUCACCUCGCGCGGUCGGCUGGACCAGAAGCUGAAGUGGGCGUUCAGCAUGUACGACCUGGACGGGAACGGAUACAUCAGCAAGGCGGAGAUGCUGGAGAUCGUUACGGCCAUUUACAAGAUGGUUUCCUCUGUGAUGAAGAUGCCUGAGGACGAGUCCACACCUGAGAAACGCACAGACAAGAUCUUCAGGCAGAUGGACACAAAUCGAGAUGGUAAACUGUCACUGGAGGAGUUUGUUGAGGGGGCCAAGAGCGACCCCUCCAUUGUGCGACUGCUUCAGUGUGAUCCCAGCAGCGCUGGGCAGUAAAAAAAAAAAAAAGAACUUUUCCCUCUUCAGUUUAAUUAAUUUAACACAUUUUCAAAGUCUCUCCCAUCCGACCCAGCUGACGUUUUCUUUGACAUGUGACACCUUGAGCUAUAGAGGCACAUGAACACGCAGACAGACAACAAGCAAAUGCACAUACUGCAAGUACUGCAGCCUGAUGCAUAUUUAAUGGUACAGAAGCCUACGUGCACACACUGUUCAUGCGCCUCUACGCCUGGUCAAACGCUCCAGACACAAACACGGGUGUCGUAUAUGGUACUAGCUUGACUCAAAGGACUGAAAUCCCAUCAAAGACUUGUUAAGUCUCUGCUGUCUUCAUCCGAGAGGAUAUUUCAGCACAUUUGUGAGGUACGCUGAGCCGAAUCCAAGUUUGUCAUUUGUUUUUAUUCUUUUUAUUUGUUGUUUUCAAAAGCUUUAUUCCUGACUUAAAGGGAAUCAUGGUUGUUCAGUUUGACGGACUUGAGUUGCGGCGUUACAACGGACAGAUCUGUACUAAGUAUUGCAAUCUUACUCCAUGUUAACACUGGAAGAAAUGAAGUAUGUGGGUCCGGGACUACAAGUAUUCUCAGCUUACAGUAUGGCUGCGUAGACAGGUGAUCUGGGAAUUGUAGUUUUAAACCACGGAAGAAAAGGGAUUUCUCAUUUUCUGUUUUUUAAAUGUAUAUUUUGGAGGAAUGUUACAUCGAACCAAAAACUAACUCGGACAUCUACAUGAAGGCAAAUGUUCUGAUGACAGAUGAGGACACCCAUCUGUUCUUCUGAAAGUGACGUUUCAUGCCAAGUUUUGUCCACAAACACAUGUACACACAUUGACACAUUGAUUAUUCUCAUGAAUAACAACUUGACAUAUGCAUAUAAACUGAGCUGUGAUUCUCUUUCUUCAACUAUGGUUCAACAAGUGUAUAAGCGAAAAAUGAAAAGGAUAGACGUUACAUGAAUAUAUAUAGUGUGUACUUAUAUAUUCUUUUACUUUGUGAUAACAUUGUGGCAAUUUGCUGCAGUGGAAGAGAUUCACUUUAAAAUGUUGACGUGUAAGUUAUUGGAAUGUGAUGCUAAACAUUUUAUUUUCUUCUACUUGACGAAUAUGAUAUGAAAGAAAGUUGUAUAGUAUAUUCACUCAUAUUUAUGCUAGAGAUGUUAAAGGAAAGGAGAGGACCACACAUAUUGCUGUACAUUCAGAUUUAAAUCUAAAUUUCUACAUUUAGUAUAUGUAGCUUAUUUUAUCCCAUUAUAUGAGAGAGAAGAUAGCUACAGAUAUCUGUUUGAUUCUAAUCUUCACAAUUGACUUUAUAUGUCCCCAAGAGGAUAAGUUAACCUUUGCAAUCAUUACAUUUUUGUCUUCAAAUUCAAAUGCAACAAUGAUAUCUGUGCAAAUAUGGUAUCACGUCCCCUGAAUGUGCACUUCUUUUCCUAAUCUGCAAGAAAUAUUAAGUCCAGCUCUAAUUCGAUUUAAAUGCAACUGACAAUUUUAUUUCACAAUAACAGACACAAAAACUGACAAAUGCAUGCACUGAAGUUGGUUGCGAAUGAUGGCAGGAUCCACUAGACGUAUGUGUUUUUGCAGAAUUUAAAGAUAGCUCUUUAUGGCUCUCCAUUGCUUAUAUGCUAUAUACUGCGACGAAGCAGUCGAAGUUUUCCAGGCUUCUGCACAUUUCAUUGAGACAAUCAGGUACUCCAGUCCCACAUUUCAUUUCGAUAGCAUCUUGUGGUCAAGUGCCAAAUAUAGAAGAAUUAAAUAAAAUACAAAAAGACAGUAUUGUAUUCAUUUAUACUGUACAGUUGUUACCUGUCGAACAAAAAAGAAACUCAUUGUAUCAUUUUGUAGAUUUUGUAUUGUUAACUUGCAUUACAUGUUCUGUGUAGGAUGUCCAUUUUGUUAUUUCAAUAAAGAAGACAAAAUGGUAAAAAAA